AUGACAGAUAACAUGGAAAACACAAACAAUGCGGAAUGUAAGGCAUUAUCCAUUGAACCACGGGUCCUGAAUGAAACAAUUUUUAAAACAGAUAUAACAUCUAUAAAAUCAUAUGAUCUAGAGGAUCAACAAAAAGAAGAGGAUCUGCUAUAUACAGGUUCUUUAUAUGCAAAUAACAGAAAUAACAAAAUAUUAAAUGACAUAGCAAUACCAAUGACAAAAGAUAUAGUUAUAAGCAGCGUAAACAACAUUUUAAUCGAUUUGAAUAACGACGUCAAAGAGAAUUUAACAACUCUUCCACGGCCAGAAGCACAGAUAAUCCAUAGAGAAGGUGUUGGAAUCAAUAACAUAACAGAAGUUACAAACGAAAUAUUUCCUAAAUCAGAUACAAUAUAUUUAAAAUCAGAUGAUAUGGAUGAUCAACGAAAAGAAGUAGAGUUGGAAUCUGUCAAUUUUAAAUUAAUUUCAAACCCAACAAAACUAUUAUAUGCAAAUAAUAAAGAGGAAAAAAUACUUAUUGAUGUGAAACCAACAAAGGAUUUGGUUAUGAGCGCAAUCGACCGUCUUUUAAUCGAUUUGAAUAAUGACGUCAAAGUGGAAUUAACGACUUUCCCGCGGCCUGCGGCACACAAGACCCAUAGAGAUGGCGUUCGAAUGAAUACUACAGCUUUAAGAAGAGAAAUGUAUAUUAAAAACAGACUACAAAAAAAGUAG
Rhopalosiphum maidis (corn leaf aphid) is the source of this 714-nucleotide messenger RNA. RefSeq lists its product as uncharacterized. Lineage: Eukaryota; Metazoa; Arthropoda; Insecta; Hemiptera; Aphididae. The record is from RefSeq and is a predicted model, not a curated record. The coding region runs from base 1 to 714 and encodes 237 amino acids. The transcript has 4 exons.